Molecule: messenger RNA, 700 nt
Organism: Salvia splendens (bonfire salvia)
Lineage: Eukaryota; Viridiplantae; Streptophyta; Magnoliopsida; Lamiales; Lamiaceae
Product: B3 domain-containing protein REM10
Exons: 2
Coding region: 19-651 (210 amino acids)
Molecular function (GO): DNA binding
Source: RefSeq, a predicted model, not a curated record
UUCGACUGCCGUCUAAUCAUGCCUCAUGGAAGGAGUUGGCCGGUAAGACUGCUGAACAUUGCGAGUGGGUGCCAUUUCCACACUGGCUGGACCGAAUUUCGUCUCUCUAACAACAUUAUUCACGAUGACGUGCUUACAUUCACUAUGGUCGACGCGGGCAUAUUCCAUGUGAAGUGCUAUAACCCGAGGACGGGAUGUCCUCGACUGAGUGAUUUACAAGAAGGUGUAUACGGAGCCUCCGACCACAGUGAUGUCCCUUCGACGUCAGACGACUAUGUGCCAUCGGACACGGAUGGGGGCGACUCCUCGGAUGAGGACGAGUAUGCGCCGGACCCCGGGGUUUUACCUGACGAUGGUUGCUCGACUUUCACUGUAACUUUGGACAGCUCAAACAUGUCUCGUUCUCUAGAGAUUCCGAUGGCCUUUUGGCGCCGCCACAUUCAGAUGAUAUCACUGCAAGACCCGGUUUACUUCAACGUGAACGGAGACUCUUGGUUCAUCGUUCUCGACCACAGUGACACCAAGAUUUGGGUGAAACGAGAUUGGAGACGCUUCAAAGCUGCUAACAACCUCGUUGUUGGUAUGCGCUGCCACUUCAAGCUCAUUGAUCGGAAUGACGUCCAGUUUUAUGUGUGGUUUGAUCGGGCUUAGGUAUUUGGAAUGCUUUGGAACUGUAUUACCUAUGUAGUAGAACUCUGUU